CCGACCGCCAUGCCUGCUAUUCCCGUAGCCAUGCUGAAGUGCGGGAUGACGGGCGGUCAGGUGAAAGUAUUUGGGAAAGCAAUACAAACUCUAUCACGAGUGAGCGAUGAGCUGUGGCUAGACCCGUCUGAGAAAGGUCUUGCUCUGAGAUCUGUGAAUUCUUGUCAUUCCACAUACGGCUAUGUCCUGUUCUCGUCUAUGUUUUUUCAACAUUAUCAAUGGUCACCCUCAGCCACCAUGAGUGAUAAUGACUUACCACUGAAUUUAAAUUGCAAACUGGCAAUAAAGUCAAUUCUGCCAAUCUUUAGAUGUCUGAAUUACCUUGAAAGAAGUGUAGAGAAGUGCACAAUAGUCACCAGGUCGGACAGAUGCAGAGUCGUCAUUCAGUUCUUCGGCAGGCAUGGUAUUAAAAGAACUCACAAUGUGUAUUUCCAAGACAGCCAGCCCUUGAAAAUUCUCUUUGAAAAGAGCUUGUGUGCGAAUAUCCUGAUGAUUAAACCAAGACUGCUGGCUGAGGCCAUUGCUCUUCUAACAUCAAAUCCAGAGGAAGUCACCUUCUCUGUCACUCCAGGGAACUUCUGCCUCAAGAGUUCAAGUGGGGAGUCGCUGGAUUUAACCAGCUCUGUAUACAGUGAGAUGUCUUUUGGCCCGGAAGAGUUUGACUUCUUUCAGGUUGGACUUGAUACCGAGAUAACAUUUUGCUUUAAAGAACUGAAGGGGAUCCUCACCUUCUCAGAAGUGAUGCAUGCACCCCUAGCCAUCUACUUUGACUUUCCUGGAAAACCGGUUGUUUUGAGUGUUGACGACAUGCUCUUGGAGGCGAACUUUAUCUUGGCCACGUUAGUGGAUUAUCCAAGUAGAACAUCUUCACCACAGUCCCUGCGCCUUUCCCAGGCACGAAGGUCAGACCCCACACAAUCUGAUGCCCAGGAGGGUAAAAGCCGAGUCAGCCGGAACCCCGAGAGCAUCUCUCGAGCAGCGCCCAAAAGGCUGUUUCCCAAGGAUCCUCCUGACAGUGGCUGUGCAGCACCCAAGGGUCCUCCUGACAGCAGCCGUGCAGCACCCAAGGAUCCUCCUGACAGCAGCCGUGCAGCACCCAAGGGUCCUCCUGACAGCAGCCGUGCAGCAGAGACCAAGAGAGCCAGCGCCAGCCAGGAUGACAUCUCCGAAGUGCCUGAAAGUGUUGUCAGUGACAUGGAGGAAGGGCCAAGCCCUUCAUACCUCAGAAAGUUUUCCUGCAUGUUCUUUGGAGCUGUAUCUUGUGAACAGCAAGAGCAUGCCGGCCACCCCUUGGACAGCCUGGCAAUAGCAAGUGACAGUGAAGAGGACAUGCGUGGAUGAGCGUCCAUGCCAUUGCUCAGUGACAGCCGCACUGAGUGCUUGGCUCUCUGAAGGCCAAGUGGAAACAGAGCAGACUGUCCCAGGAUCCCCCGGAGACACUGUCUGCUCUUGCCAGUAUCGCUGUGCACUAAAAUCCACGUGCCACUUGAAGGACAGAGCUGGCAGCACAGGAAUGAGCCAUCAGGGCUUAGAUGUCACUGUUGCAGCCUUGACAUGUCCUGUGCUGGUCUCUAAGGCAGACUUUCCUCAGCAUCGGGGUGAGGUGGAGUUUCUGUACCUGACUGCAGACAGCAGGCAUUCCAACUUAUGUGAUGAUGACCUGACAGGUUUUGUUCAUUGUUUUUUUUUUUUUCAGAGUAAAGAAAAGGUUGUG
This is a messenger RNA of Arvicanthis niloticus (Nile rat), 1714 nucleotides long. The record is from RefSeq and is a predicted model, not a curated record. NCBI's taxonomy places the organism in Eukaryota, Metazoa, Chordata, Mammalia, Rodentia, Muridae.